UUAUCCCGCCAGCAAGCAAGGGAGAUCACUCUGAGGAUAUAUUUCUUAAUACGUGUUGGGUCAGCGGCUGAAGUGCGAGUUGUCAAUUAUGGUUAACCCGUGCACAAACAAGGAAGACCUCCUGCAGUUACUACAAGAUCUCAAUAUCGAAUAUAAUAACGUCGAUCAUCCUCCGGUAUAUACGGUAGAAGAAGCACUUCCUCAUGUGAGUCAUCUAGAAGGCGUUUUUGCCAAAAAUCUUUUCCUGCGAGACAAGAAGAAAAAGCUGUGGUUAUUUUGUGCUACCCAUGAUGCUGACAUCAAGCUGAAUGACUUGGCCAAAUUAGUAAACGCACCUGGUGGCUUUCGCUUUGCUGACGAGUCCAUCUUGUUUGACACUCUUGGUCUGACUCAAGGUUCCGUUACAAUCUUUGGUCUUGUGAACGAUACUAAACAUGAUGUUAAAGUCAUUUUAGAUUCCAACCUACUUGAUGGUACAUACAGUACCAUCUAUUUUCAUCCAAUGGUGAACUCUGCAAGCACUGGUAUUUCAUCAAAAGACUUAGAAGUGUUUCUAGCAAAUACAGGGCAUAAACCUAUUGUAAUUAAUAUUCCAAAAUAAAAUGAAGUCUUAAGACAGAAUUUGUGUUUUUUUUACAAAUACGUUUUAUAAAAUAAACAUUUGUAAUCUUUAUAAAUAAAUUUUUAUGUGUACAAAA
Molecule: messenger RNA, 698 nt
Organism: Octopus bimaculoides (California two-spot octopus)
Lineage: Eukaryota; Metazoa; Mollusca; Cephalopoda; Octopoda; Octopodidae
Product: prolyl-tRNA synthetase associated domain-containing protein 1
Molecular function (GO): aminoacyl-tRNA deacylase activity
Source: RefSeq, a predicted model, not a curated record